Sciurus carolinensis (gray squirrel) is the source of this 6288-nucleotide messenger RNA. RefSeq names its product amyloid beta precursor protein binding family B member 2 (gene Apbb2). The coding region runs from base 671 to 2956 and encodes 761 amino acids. The record is from RefSeq and is a predicted model, not a curated record. Lineage: Eukaryota; Metazoa; Chordata; Mammalia; Rodentia; Sciuridae. Gene Ontology annotation, molecular function: amyloid-beta binding; transcription factor binding. The transcript has 20 exons. Gene Ontology annotation, cellular component: nucleus; cytoplasm. Gene Ontology annotation, biological process: regulation of DNA-templated transcription.
CCAAAGCCUGGAGAAGUGGAAUCUCGCCGGCGCCGCUCCCUGCGCGGGACUAGCGGAGCGGCACUGGGCAUGCUCAGUCGCCCGAGUCUGUGCUGGUCUCAAGUAGGAAGCUCGUGCGCUGCACCCGCAGCUGAUCCGGGCGCUCCGGGGCGGGCGAGACUGGAGCAGAGCCGCCGGGCUCCCCAGCCCAGCGCUGCGCGCACCGCCGAUGAGGAAACGGAAACUUGCCAGGGUACACAGCUGGUUGGAGCUGCCGUGGGUGAGCCGCUGCGAUCGCUGGCCAAGCAUGCUGUGGUCGGACCUGCCCAGCCGUGGAGCAGAAACACUGGCCGGAUGGAAAAUCCAUAAAAGAAAGCUCUUCUGAAAAACUGAGACAGACGAUAACUUAAGCAGAGUCAGAUAUAUUCGGGCUGCCUGACCUCCUUGGGUGAUUGCUAUUAAUUAACAGACUUUGUGGGGAGAAGGGAACUUGCCUUCUGAGCUUUGUACCAAAGAUCUGGGAAAACUAACCAACUCAAUAUUUCCUGAGUACUUGGGAGCUGUCGAGGUCCCUGCUAAUGUGCUGACUGUCGCUAUGGGCAGACGGUACCUGGAGGCUCACUGUCACCUGGGAAGCUCAUAUUGCACAUUAUAAACUAUUUCCUGCACCAUUGCUGACGCCCAGUGAUCCAUGUCAGAAGUACUUCCAGCUGACUCGGGUGCUGACACCUUGGCAGUGUUUAUGGCCAGCAGCGGAACCACAGACGUCGCCAAUCGGAACAGCCCAGCCACACCACCAAACACCCUUAAUCUCCGUUCUUCCCACAAUGAACUGCUGAAUGCCGAAAUAAAACACUCAGACACCAAGAACAGCACACCUCCCAAAUGCAGGAAAAAGUAUGCACUAACUAACAUCCAGGCGGCUAUGGGCCUCUCAGAUCCAGCUGCACAGCCCCUGCUGGGAAAUGGCUCUGCCAACAUCAAACUGGUGAAAAAUGGGGAGAACCAGCUCCGGAAGGCUGCAGAGCAAGGGCAGCAGGAUCCCAACAAAAACAUCAGCCCCGCUGCGGUCAUCAACAUAACUUCUGAGAAGUUAGAGGGUAAAGAGCCCCACCCGCAGGAUUCCUCCAGCUGUGAGAUUUUGCCCUCCCAGCCCAGGAGAACUAAGAGCUUCCUAAAUUACUAUGCAGACCUGGAAACCUCAACCAGAGAACUAGAGCAGAACCUGGGCAACUGCCAUGGGGUCGGGGAAGAGAAAGCCCAGCCAGGCCAGGGCCAGGCCCCCGCCAUCAUUGGGAAUGGUGACUUGCUGCUGCAGAAACCAAACAAACCCCAGUCCAGCCCAGAAGACGGGCAAGUAGCCACAGUGUCCUCUAGCCCAGAGACCAAAAAGGAUCAUCCUAAAACAGGGGCCAAAACCGACUGUGCACUCCACCGGAUCCAGAACCUGGCGCCAAGCGACGAGGAGUCAAGCUGGACAACAUUGUCCCAAGACAGUGCCUCCCCCAGCUCCCCGGAUGAAACAGCAGAUAUCUGGAGUGAUCAGUCAUUUCAGACAGAUCCGGAUUUGCCGCCUGGCUGGAAAAGAAUCAAUGACAUCGCUGGGACCUAUUAUUGGCACAUCCCAACAGGAACAACUCAGUGGGAACGGCCGGUCUCCAUCCCCGCAGAUAUCCAGGGUUCUAGGAAAGGGUCACUUAGCUCUGUAACGCCAUCUCCCACCCCAGAGAACGAGAAACAGCCAUGGAGUGAUUUUGCUGUUCUGAAUGGGGGAAAGAUUAAUAGUGACAUUUGGAAGGAUUUGCAUGCGGCCACAGUUAACCCAGACCCCAGUUUAAAAGAAUUUGAAGGAGCAACACUACGUUAUGCAUCUUUGAAACUCAGAAAUGCCCCUCAUGCUGAUGAUGACGAUUCUUGUAGUAUCAACAGUGACCCAGAAGCCAAGUGUUUUGCUGUGCGCUCUCUGGGAUGGGUAGAGAUGGCAGAGGAGGACCUUGCCCCUGGUAAAAGCAGCGUUGCUGUCAACAACUGCAUCCGGCAGCUCUCUUAUUGCAAAAAUGACAUCCGAGAUACAGUUGGCAUUUGGGGAGAGGGCAAGGACAUGUACCUGAUCCUGGAGAACGACAUGCUCAGCCUGGUCGACCCCAUGGACCGCACUGUGCUGCACUCACAGCCCAUCGUGAGCAUCCGUGUGUGGGGCGUGGGCCGCGACAAUGGCCGAGAGAGGGAUUUUGCUUAUGUAGCAAGAGAUAAAGAUACCAGAAUUUUGAAAUGUCAUGUAUUUCGAUGUGACACACCAGCAAAAGCCAUCGCCACAAGUCUCCACGAAAUUUGUUCCAAGAUUAUGGCUGAACGGAAGAAUGCCAAAGCCCUGGCCUGCAGCUCCUCACAGGAGAGGACCAGCGUGAAUCCCGAAGUCCCUUUGCAAGUAGAUUUCCCAACACCAAAGACUGAGCUGGUCCAGAAGUUCCACGUGCAGUACUUGGGAAUGUUGCCUGUCGACAGACCAGUCGGAAUGGAUACCCUGAACAGUGCCAUAGAGAGUCUGAUAAGCUCAUCUAACAAGGAGGAUUGGCCAUCUGUGAACAUGAAUGUGGCCGACGCAACAGUGACGGUCAUCAGUGAAAAGAAUGAAGAGGAGACCCUGGUGGAGUGCCGGGUGCGAUUCCUGUCCUUCAUGGGUGUCGGGAAGGACGUCCACACGUUCGCCUUCAUCAUGGACACUGGGAACCAGCGCUUCGAGUGCCACGUGUUCUGGUGCGAGCCCAACGCCGGUAACGUGUCAGAGGCCGUCCAGGCUGCCUGCAUGUUACGGUAUCAGAAGUGCUUGGUAGCCCGGCCACCUUCACAGAAAGUUCGACCACCUCCUCCACCUGCAGACUCAAUGACCAGAAGAGUCACAACCAAUGUAAAACGAGGGGUCUUAUCCCUCAUUGACACUUUGAAACAGAAACGCCCUGUCACUGAAACACCCUAGUUGCAUUAUGAUAAAGGACUCUGUCGUCUUUACCUGAAGACUGAGUAGCUAAAGAAAAGGAACUGAUCUCGGCCUUCCAUUCCGUUGCUGAUGCUUUGUCUUCAGAGAAUUCGUCCGUGCCCGCGCAGUGUCAGACAGGCAUGUUCUCUCGUCUUGCCACCGUCGUGUGCUAGGAAAAGCAGCAUGAAUCUUUUUUUUUUUUUCCUGUCAGUAAGUUACACCCUGAGCAGUGGAAGGUCUUUUUCUUAUUGUAGAUAUCAUGAACAUUCUGACUUUGCACACGCAGAGAAGAAUGGGGCCCGCCCCUCCCAGCAAACUGCUGCUGCGUCCUUGGAGUGAGUGGUGCCUGCAUCCUCUCAUUGUCCUCUCGGCUGGACAGCCACCUUCAAGUCCUACAGCAUUUUUCCCCGUUUCCAGCGUCAGAAACACGUAGACACUGCGUAGCAGAUACCAUUGAAUUGCUGGAAAGACAGGAUGACGAGUUUGGGUUUUAGUUUUUCAUAAAACUGAACCUGUUGGUUAACAAAAUUGACAGUUGGCAUCAGUAUAGAACCCAACUGGCAGCUUUCCUUGACGAGCUAUGUGACACAUGGACACCAUUUCACGUCUCCAGCUGUUUGUGGGACUUAAGAUUAAUGAGAAACUAAAUUUGAGGAAUUAAAAUCGAACAAAAAAAAAAACCUUUCUUUUCAGAUGGUUUUCAAACUGAUUAUUUUCAAAAAAGAGAUUAACAAAAUCAUAAUGCAUUUUGGGUGGGACAUAUUUCAAACUUCUGCCUUACAUUGUACAAUGCAGCUAGAGAAUUAUAGUUCACUAUGGCCAUUCUCUACACAAUGCUAAGAUGAAAUACUCCUCCUGAAUCUUUCAUCCUUAGUUUGAUGAUUAGCCAAUAUGCAACUUGGGGUUGAGGAAAUGCCAUUUUUGUCUCUGUUAUACACUAUUAUUUGAGGUCUCCACCACCAUUUUAUUUUCAUUAGAGGUAAACGUGCUAGAAUUCUGCAUCUAGCCCAGUCUUAUUCUAGUGCUUUUUGUCCAGAAAGCUGUCUGUCCGUCAUGUACUGUCCAUGGCAACAAACUGCAUAAGUUGAAGCUUUUCUUAAAAUUUAGUAUUUAAUAUUAGAAUUUAUUGAACUCAACUAGAUCUAUUUUAAAAUUAAUAUUUUUUCCAUUUUACUUUUAAGGUUUAAAAAUUUUCAUGUUGGAGCAAAAUAUACAUAGGAAUAAUGAGCCUACUUAACAGUUUCCCCAAAACAGCAUUUUCUUGCUUCUUUUUAUGUAGAUAAGAAACUUAGCUAUAAAAAUAUCCAAUUUAAACUCUCAUUGACAUUCUUAUUUUGCUAAAGGAUCAGUCUCGAUAUUAGUCUUGUUUACCUUCUAGUGUUAAAGUUAACAUUUACAACAUCCAGUUACAAAAGGAAUGCUUUAUGUUUAUACGCUGCUUUGUUCUCGUCAGGGGUUUCCACAUUCUUACCACAUCUGAGCCUUAUAAGGUAGGAAAGGUACAAACACAUUGGAGAACUAAGAAUACCAAGUACCAAAAGGCUGAAUCAACUGGCCUAAGAUCUCGAGGGAGCUCACGAGAGCCAGAGCCAGGACCCAAGCCUCCCAGCUCCCAGCUCUGGCCAUGUAGUGCUGCCUUCGCAGUCAGCCAGGAGGACCCUUUCCAGAUGACUAUGGCACAAACAGAGCAGACAGGGAAACAGACGAUCUCAGAAUUCCCUAUGUAAGUACGGAAAAGUGUCCGAAUUAUUUAUUCAGUGGCAUUAAAUUAAGCAUAAAACCAUUGGUCUCCCUCAGGCCGGGACCGUUUGCUUCAGGUGCCUCAAACGUGUUAUAGAGGACAGGCGUCUCCACUCAGUGCAGCCUUUCAGGUCAGUGAGAUUUUCCACAGGCGAUGUUACUUGUGGUAGAGCCACUCCUCACUCGUGACAUUUAGCCACCAGAAAGCAUGAUGGAACAAAUAGGCCUUCCGCCUGCUGCCUCCUCACAGAAUUCCUGGAGGGGGGCGCCCAGGGACUGGAAUUGUUUGCUGGCACCCUAAUGUCAUGACAAACGAUGCUACUUUAGAUAUACAUUAAACUUCUCUCCAACUUGCAUACUGUUCUAUCCAAGGUAACCAGAGCCAUCAUGAGAAAUUAUUGCAUUAAGUCAACCUUACUGUGCCCUGUGAAAAGCUUUUUCAAAUUCAGUUACAAUGAUCUCACAUCUCCAUCUCCAUAGUGAAACAUUUUAGUGUGCUGAACUUCAAAACUCUAAUCAACUAAUCCACUUUUCUACAGGACUCUCUACCAGAACCCCCUGUUCGUUUUUUAAGGCAUAUGUUUGUUUGUUUUCAGGAUCAAGAAUACUGAGCUAGCUUUAAGUAGCAAACUGAUUUAUAUAUGCAAUUAUAGGCUAUAAGAAGAUGAAUGAUAGCCUUUACUAACUUUACUGCAGAUGUUUUGAGAGUAGCUUUGCAUAUUAAAUGCAGAUUAAUUUUGUAAAAUUAAUUAUGUUACACAGUAUGUUCAGACACUUUCUGCCAUGGCCAAAAAGUAUAUAUGAAAGUAUGUGUGUAUUUGUCUGUGAAAGGAUGCCAGUGUUUUACCUGAUAUCUUAGUGAGACUUCGGUUAUCUAUGCAUUCUUUAUAUCUGUGAUUCGGUAAACAGGCAGCCAUGUUCACUAUGCCUUGUAUGUUGUAUCGUUUUUUUUAAUUAACCUGUUAAAUACAGCUUAAAAUAUUUUUAUUUUAUUUAUUCUAUUUUUACUGAAAUAUACUGCAUUAUUGUGUUAAUAUAUUCUCUUUACUGGAUAUUAUGUCACAAUGUAUUCAGGUCUAAGUAAUCUCAGUGAACUACACAUUGCCUAAAAGUUGGUUUUGUAAUGAUUUGUAGUCACAUUUCUAUUGGAAUAUGUAGAAGAAAAGGCAAAAUGCUUAAAGUUCCUUUUAUUUUUUAAAAGCAGCUAGCUAGAUGCAGUCUUGCCACCUCCUCUGCCUGCUCUUUGGCAGCAUCAAGGGGAAGAGCCAACAGGCCUAUGGCUAAGAACUUGACUUUGUAAACUAAAGCACUGUGUGGUGCUUUAUUUUAUAUUCUUCACAACAUGUGUGAUUUCAUCCAAAAGUCAUAUACAUAUCCACACGCCCUUUGUUUCCACCUGGAUAUGAGGUCACGCAUAGCUAAUUAGGACCAUUGUUUUUUGUCUAUCUGUCUUACAGCAUGAAGGAACAUUAGACCCAUUUCCAUUAAAACAAGUUCUUGGUGAUAAACUGUUGGCACUGCUACUUUAAAAAAAAAAAAUUCACAUUGAGUUUAAGAUGGACACUUGUCCAUCUAUGUGACUUGUCCUCUAC